This is a messenger RNA of Scophthalmus maximus (turbot), 2414 nucleotides long. RefSeq names its product eukaryotic translation initiation factor 2B, subunit 5 epsilon (gene eif2b5). Gene Ontology annotation, cellular component: eukaryotic translation initiation factor 2B complex. Gene Ontology annotation, biological process: biosynthetic process. Bases 71 to 2191 code for a protein of 706 amino acids. NCBI's taxonomy places the organism in Eukaryota, Metazoa, Chordata, Actinopteri, Pleuronectiformes, Scophthalmidae. The record is from RefSeq and is a predicted model, not a curated record. The transcript has 16 exons. Gene Ontology annotation, molecular function: translation initiation factor binding; translation initiation factor activity; guanyl-nucleotide exchange factor activity.
ACGACGGCCACCGUAGUUGUGUCUGACGACAGUCGGGCAGCAGCAGCUCUCAGGAGUCAAACACAGCGUCAUGGCCGGUAAAGGAGGAAAACAGAGUCGCACGGGCUCGAGUAGAAAGAGCGCGGCUGAACAGGAGGAAGAGGAGCAGCCGCUGCAGGCUGUCUUGGUCGCUGACAGCUUCAACCGGAGGUUUUUCCCCGUGACCAAGGACCAGCCACGGGCUCUGCUGCCGCUGGGCAAUGUUGCCAUGAUCGACUACACCCUGGAGUUCCUCACAUCCACCGGGGUGCAGGAAACCUUCGUCUUCUGCUGCUGGAUGGCCAGCAAGAUCAAGGAUCAUCUACUGAAGUCAAAGUGGUGUCGCCCCACCUCUCCCAACACGGUCCACAUCAUCACCUCAGAGAUGUACCGCUCCCUGGGGGAUGUGCUCCGGGACGUGGACACCAAGAACCUUGUGCGCUCAGACUUUGUCCUGGUUUAUGGAGACGUGGUGUCGAACAUUGACGUCAGCCAGGCGCUGCAAGAGCACAGGCAUCGUCGGAAAACGGAGAAGAACAUCUCGGUGAUGACGAUGAUCUUCAAGGAGUCAUCACCAGGUCACAGGUCUCGCUGUGAGGAAGACAACGUCAUCGUUGCCAAUGACGGCAAGAGCCAGCGGAUUUUACACUACCAGAAGACACAGGGGCUGAAGAGGCUACAGUUUCCCAUGAACAUUUUCCACAGUGGAAGCGAUGAGUUUGAAAUAAGACACGACCUCCUCGACUGCCACAUCAGUAUCUGCUCCCCACAGGUUGCAGAGCUCUUCACUGACAAUUUUGACUACCAAACGAGGAAUGACUUUGUCAGAGGACUCUUGGUCAAUGAAGAGAUCCUUGGAAACCAGAUACACAUGCACGUCACCAAGGAUGGCUACGGUGUCAGAGUGUCCAACUUGUUCAUGUACGAUGCGGUGUCGUCGGACCUCGUGCGGCGGUGGGUCUACCCGCUCACACCAGAGGCCAACUUCGCGGACCUGGAGGGACGGAGCUGCACGUACUCUCGACACAACGUGUAUCGCGGGUGCGGCGUCAGUCUGGGCCUUGGCAGCCAGAUGGUGGAGAAUGUUCUCAUUGGCUACGACACUAGCAUCGGCGCCAACUGUCACAUUUCCAACAGUGUCAUUGGUAACAAUUGCACCAUAGGUGACAAUGUCAAUCUGAACCACGCCUACAUCUGGAAUAAUGUUCACAUCGCCAGUAACGUGGUGAUCAGCCAGUCUGUGGUCUGUGACGAGGCCGAGGUCAAAGAAGGUGUGACGCUGAACAAACAGUGUGUCCUGGCAUAUAAUGUGGUGAUUGGACCAAACGUCUCUCUGCAAGAAGGUACUGUGGUGUCAAUGCACCAUCCGGAGGAGGAGGAAGAGGACGAUGAUGACAAAUUCCUCAGUGAUGAUGCAGAGGUUUGUCAGAGCAAAGACAAAACCAAACAGAAAGUUUUCAGCCCGUCGGAGGUCGGAGCAGAGGGACAAGGCUACAUUUGGAAGGCCAGCAGCCUGGACGAUACAGAGGAUGAGGAACUGCCACAGUGUCUCUGGGGUUUGGUGUUGAACCCUGAACUUGAGAGUGAAAGUGAGGACAGUGAGCCCGAUGGUCCGGACGAUCCACAGAUCCCCUCUCCUGAGAUGGACGACGAUAAAGUCUUCCAGAUGGAGGUGCUGGGGACGCUGCAGAGAGGCUUGGAGGAAAACAUCGGCUGUGACAAUCUUGUACUCGAGAUCAACUCUCUCAAGUACGCCUACAACAUCACUCUGAAGGAGGUGAUGCAGAUUUUGACCAGAGUGGUUCUGGAGUAUCCUUUUCAGCAGCAGGGCCCUCAGCUCACCGCGUCACAAUAUGUCGGCGUCCUCCUGCCGUUAUUGAAGAAAUGGUCACCAGUGUUUAAGAACUAUGUGAAGAGAGCCCAGGACCAUCUGGACUGUCUCUCCGCUUUCGAAGAGCACUUCCUGGAGCAGGAGAGCCACUGGGCCGCCAUGGUGAAGGUCCUGAUGAACAUGUACCAACUAGAGAUCCUGGAGGAGGAGAUGAUACUACGAUGGUUCUCCAAGGGAGCGACCACCGACAAGAGCAGACAGCUCCGCAAGAACCAGGGGCUUCAGAAGUUCAUCCAGUGGCUGGAGGAGGCAGAGGAGUCUUCAGAGGAGGAGGCAGAAUGACGCGGAGCACUUGACAAAGAACAAAGAGGAUUCUGUAAAACUUGAAAACUGUUGUGUGCAUAUGGGGAUUUGGGCCGAUUUGUUUUAUCCUCCGCAACAGCUUUUUCUGCCACUGGUAACCAUCUUUAUCUGGUCUGCGUAACUCAUAGUUUUUAGUCAUAUGGACUAUGUGCUAUGAAUGUCACUUUCCAAAUAAAGGAGAAACACUCUGACUGCUUGAAAA